This is a messenger RNA of Caenorhabditis remanei, 873 nucleotides long. RefSeq lists its product as uncharacterized. Lineage: Eukaryota; Metazoa; Nematoda; Chromadorea; Rhabditida; Rhabditidae. The transcript is spliced from 6 exons. The record is from RefSeq and is a predicted model, not a curated record. Bases 1 to 873 code for a protein of 290 amino acids.
AUGGUUCAUCCUAAAAGUUGGUAUGGAUUCGAUGCGAAUGACCUGGUAGUGUCGAAUGUUGUGGAUGUGAUUGCUGUCGACAACACUCAAAAUAAUCAGCAAAUGCAAACGGUUCAAGACCAAAUGCAAACCAAUAAUCUUAAAAAUCAAAUCGCUGGGCUUGAAAUGACCAUCGCGUUGAACAACGAAGCACUCGCGUGUCAGAAUCGAGUGUUUGCGUCGAUGAAGUCGAAAAUUGAAGAGUUGACCAAGAGAGCCGAUCACUCGGAUAUUGAGAAGACUUUCUGGAAGGAUUGUUGGAGCGAUGAAAAGAGGAAAGCUGAGGAUCUUCAAGCGAAACUCGAUGCGAUUGUAAAAAAGGAGGAACUCAAUAAGAGAAUCGGUAUUUACGCCAAUACUACACCAUCUGCUCCAAAUACUUCUACUAUCCCGCGCCUCGAGGAAAGAAGUCAACCAGUGAAAUACUUCGCAUCGGCUAUUGGAAGAUGGUUGGUUUGGACAGGAAAGGAUGAGAAGAUUGAGGGGAUUGACCUUAACGACUAUUUGUUCCACCCGGAUAAGGAGAAGACAGUCCCACAGGUGGUUCGUAAGGCGCCGAACCUCCGACAGAUGUUUGGUAUCUACUACAACACCGCGCACCAGGGCAGUGACGUUUCUGCUGAAACCGCCUACAAAAACCUCUCCAAAGACGACAUGGACGAGUGGUACCGUAAGGCGAACAUCCUGAAGAUCUGGCAGGAUGAUCAAAUCAAGCAAGGAAUGGUCAAGAUUGUGGAACUCGAGAAGAAGCGCAAGGCCGUUAAGAAAGAAGACGGCAACAACGAGCCAAAAGAAAAGAAGAUGAAAAAGAAGAUAAAGAAGGAGAUCAAGUAG